AAUAAAGAAUCUGGAAAUAAACUCAUCAGUUUAUUCAUGUAUAUAAAUCCCAAAGAGUUGAAAACAGGCAUUCAGAAAGAACCCAUACAGGAAUGUCUACCACAGUGGGCACAAGAGAGAAGUAACCCAAAUGUCCAUCCACUGCUGAGCGGAUACAAAACAUGUGUGGUCUAGCCAUCCAGUGGAAUACUAUUCAUCCAGGAAAAGGAAAGAAGUGCUGAUUUGUGCUACCACGUGCAUGGGCCCUAUGCUCAGUGACAGCAGCCAGACACAGAAGGCCACCUAUUUAUUGUAUGCCUCCAUCUCUGGGAAGUCUCCAGAACAGGCAAAGGGCUGUGGAUAGGAACUUGAUGAGUGCUUGCCUAAGGACUACGGGGGUAGGGUGGGGGAAACUGCAGGAGUGGGCAGUGGGGAGUGACUGCCUGGUCGAGACAAGGGUUUCUCUUUGCGGUGGUGCCAACGUUUUGGAACUAGAUACAGUGGUGAUGGUGGUCCAGCACCGCCAGUGUAUACUUGGUGCUACUGGGUAGUCUGCUGCUUUCUCUGUACAAAGGUCUCCUCCCGUGGAAAGGGAGAGUUCCGACAAAGAGAGGGUCCAGUGGGCAGGGUGAGCAGGAUUCUGCCAGAGUCAUGUCUUUGCAGGCUCAGGCCUGCGGGGGUGGGGGUGGGGUGGGGGGCAUGGGAAAUCAGUGAUCUUAGGGAGUCUGCCUGUCACAGACUGUGUGCCCCGACCAAUGAGGGGCCAGUCCAUGGUUUCUAGGAAAUGGAGUAGAGGUCUGAGAGUACCGGUUGUCUUGAGAGGAUGGGACCAGCUGACUCAUCCCGUGGCACCUCAUCCCACCGCACCGCAAAGCGAGGCCUCGGAGGAAUCGGGAUCAGUGGUCAGCAUGCCCAGGGAAAGGGGCCAUUGAAGGUCGUCUUGUCGCCGCUCCCGCACCGCCUGUGCCGAGCUGUCUUUCUCUGUGAGCCACGUGGAGUGCCUCCUGUGGGAAGGCCACUAUGCCCAGCGCCUCAGCUCGUCCACACCCAUCUUCCUAGCAGCCAUCAUGUAGCACCUAACUACCAAGGUCCUGGAGCUGGCAGGCAACGAGGCCCAGAACAGCGGUCAGAGGUGCAUCACCCCAGAGCUGGUGGACAUAGCAGUCCACCACAACGUUCUGCUCAGCGGCUCUUUUGGGAUGACAACCAUUUCCCUGGUGGCCCCAGCCCGGCACUAGCUGCUCAACCACACCUGGGUCCCGGGUCCCGGGCCCCCAGACGGGCCUCCCCCCUGCUGUUGGGCACCAGGCCUGCUCACUGACUGACUGCACAGCCCGGUGCCUCGGGCCCAGUCAUGUUGAAUUAAUAAGUGUUUCAAGACAUCCCUGUGUGUGCUUCAAGUCACUUGGCCUGGGAGGUGGAGGUGGGACACCCCUCCUUCGAGA
Capra hircus (goat) is the source of this 1424-nucleotide messenger RNA. Its product is annotated as histone H2A-Bbd type 2/3. NCBI's taxonomy places the organism in Eukaryota, Metazoa, Chordata, Mammalia, Artiodactyla, Bovidae. The transcript has a single exon. The record is from RefSeq and is a predicted model, not a curated record. Gene Ontology annotation, cellular component: nucleosome. Gene Ontology annotation, molecular function: DNA binding; structural constituent of chromatin; protein heterodimerization activity.